Molecule: messenger RNA, 3163 nt
Organism: Leptidea sinapis
Lineage: Eukaryota; Metazoa; Arthropoda; Insecta; Lepidoptera; Pieridae
Gene: nvd
Product: cholesterol 7-desaturase nvd
Exons: 6
Coding region: 1-930 (309 amino acids)
Biological process (GO): chlorophyll biosynthetic process; cholesterol metabolic process
Cellular component (GO): chloroplast
Molecular function (GO): 2 iron, 2 sulfur cluster binding; chlorophyllide a oxygenase activity
Source: RefSeq, a predicted model, not a curated record
AUGAGCCUUAUCAUUUUAUUAUUUUUCCAGAAUCUAACAGAAAUUGGCUUCGAGCAUGUUCCUUACCUCAAAGGUGUUGAUGGAGCUAUGCAUUUAACAUUAGCUCAGAAGAAUCGUCAGUUAGGGUACAAAAUUCCGUCCCCAUAUCCCAACGGCUGGUACGCAAUCGCGGAGUCAUAUGAACUGAAGAUUGGCACCGUGCAAACAGCUACUGCACUUGGUUUAAACUUUUGCGUGUACCGCGGUGAAGAUGGUGUUGCCAGAGCUGUGGACGCGUAUUGCCCACAUUUAGGGGCAAAUUUGGGCAUUGGAGGGGAAGUGAAGGGCAACUGCAUCGAAUGCCCUUUCCACCAGUGGAGAUUUGACACCGAAGGAAAGUGUAUUCACAUACCAGAUGUUGAAAAUAUUCCAAAAGGUGUCUCGAUCAAGACCUGGGAAACUAUGGAAGUAGACGGAGCUGUCUGGAUUUGGUACGACGCCGAGGGCAGGCCUCCGAUGUGGAAAAGUCCUCCGCACGACGAUUCUAAAGACUAUGGCUACCGAGGCAGAAAUGAGUUCAUCAUCAGUGCUCAUAUUAGAUUUAUUGUUUUUCAGAUUGGGCCAGCACAGGUGCGUCUGUUUUUCAACUCAAAACUCGGUCCAAUGGUGGUCUAUCAGUCCAUUACACCAAUCGGGCCGAUGCUACUCAAAGUUGUUCAUAGAGUCUAUUCUCCGUCAUAUAUAGCAUUGUUUGGAGUCGUAAUGGUAUACGGCGAAGCUUAUCAAUUUGAACGGGACGUCGUUGUUUGGAACAACAAGACUCACGUGAGCUCGCCGCCCUUCGUAAAGCCUGACAAAGCAGUGAAAGCCUUCCGAGAUUGGUACUCCCAGUUCUACAGCCCAAACAGCAAAUCAAUGAAAGACGCACUACAGAACCCAUUAGAGUGGUGAUGGAUCCAGUCAAUAAUUAGAAUUUAGACUAUAGAUUGGAAUCUCUUAGACUUAGAAAACAUUCAGUAAAUUUGAAAUUAAUACUUUUAUAAGGGUAUACAUUUAAAAUAGAUUGAAAAAAUAUAGACAUGGUUUAAUGUUUCACUACAAAACCCACCGGCUAAAUAAGACGCCAAAUUCGCAAAAUUGUACAAAAUCUGUUACACACUCAAGCGCCACUUAAUAUUAGGCAUUCAAUUAUUUGUGAUAGUAUAGAGCGAUAAUGUGACAAUUUCUUAAAAAUUUCAGUCAAAUACACAGCAAGUCGAUAAAACUUAAUUUUAACAUAAUUGCGUUAUUCCGCAUGAAAACACACUAUGAAAAAAAAAUUCAAAUAAAUCAGAAUACCAGCCGUAUUCUGAUAUUAGCGAACUGACAGUUCAGUUUUAAAAUCCAUUCAGCAUUACAAGAUGGCGGAAAAGGAAGAGUUUAGUGAAUUUGUAAUAACAUAUUUGUGAUGGCUAACGAAAAGAAAUAAGAUAAGGAAAAGAUCUAGAAAUAAACGAUGAUAUAAAUAAUCAAAAUCAAAAAAUAAACAAGGAGUCACGAUUUGAAUGUUUAAAGUAACUGUUUUUGACACAAAUUGACAGGUGUCAAAUUUUGAAUGCGGCGAUUUUUGUCGUUUCAAUCACGUACUAGUAAAAAAAAUAAGGACUUCGUGUCACCUUACAUAACAGUGUAGCACCAAAACAAGUUGAUUAACGUGUAUAUACAUAGCCCCACGCACACACUUACACUACUACAGGCCGAUAGGCGGCCAUUACGAGAAUUGUCAUCGUCUAUGACAGAUCAGUUUACGUCUCAAUAAAAUAUUUUAAAAAUGCCGUUGUGCGUUGUAAAAAAAGUGUAAAAACGAUACUAUAUAAGUAUUUGUGGCCAUAUGAUUAUUUAAGGGAGAAAAAAUUGUGUAACUAGUACCCCCGUAACCGCACACAUACUAGCAUAACGGUGCUUCUCUUGCUAAUAUCACGGCGCGGAGUUCUUCUUUUUUUACUCGACCGUGGUUUAAAAAUCAUUGAAAGUCUUUUCGGUUGGAGAAAUUUUAUCCUAUGCCAUUGAACAGUUGAUUAAAUAGGAUAAGAAGCAUGUUCACUCUUUUAACACACAUUAAGAUGGUCCUUCCGUACCCGCUGUUUUGAAAAUGUCAAACAGCCAUUCCGAACAAAUUAUAAGGCGCAACAUAAUCAAAGAGUAUAUUAUUUACUCUGAGCUUAAUGACAACAUACCUAGCACAUUGACAUUUACAUUUAAUUCAUUCCAUUCAUUCAAUGUUUGUGUAUAAGUUUUCACUACGAUAAUGUUAAGUGGUUACUAAUUUAAUCGACAAAUUUUAUUAAUAUAUGCGCUUCUAAAAUGUAAAAAAAAGGCUUUUAACUUGGCUUUGACUUUUACUUGUGUUUUGAGAGUUAUUCUAACAGUAUCUCCAAUAGCACUCAAAUGCGUGCUAUUGCUACAAAUGCUUAACAGAUACUUAGUGAGUUGACUACAGUUGGCCGCAACUUGUAUAACAAACAACCAAGGCGAGAGUCAAUUACGUUGGUUGCAGCCAGGAGAUGCAAAAAAAUGCAAUUUUACUUAAACUUAUUUAUUAACAGAAAGUUAUCACUAAGUACAAUUAAUUAUCUUAAUGUCUACUGAUCGAUGCUAUCAAAGCAAGUACCUAAUGAGUACAAUUACACACGAUCGGGUCAACGCCGUCAAUGAUGUCACCCAAGUUAUGUUUCUGCUGCGCUUGCGCCCUGUGCCUCAAGUGCCGUGUGCAACGUUUAUGGACUAUGCCUAUGGGGCGGUUCGCUAGGGUUAGCUAUGCGUAACACAUUUCCUAAGUAACCGUUAUCAUUUUAUUAGGUACCGACAGUCCACCAAUUGCCACAGAAUCUUCUUCUUGCAAUUAUAAUCCUAACUGUUUUGAUGAUUUUACAAGAAUUAUCAGCAAAGUGGAUCUCAAAUCAAUUUUUUCGAUGUUACAUGUUACCUCAGGAGUAUAACAAGAGAAAUAUUAUAGUAACAAUCACGGAAAAUAAUAACUAAUGUUAAGGUAGGUAGUCAGAAAUUGCAGGGACAUCUUCUGUAACAUUUGACUAGAUUCCAGUUGUUUUAUAAAUAGUUUUAAUAUAAUAUUUAUGUUCUUUUGUUCAGAAAUUAAUUUGUGGUGAAAGGGUGUGUGAGACGCAAUAAAUUUUAAUUGAUUUAA